AUGUCGAGAAUUGGACUGUUUGGGCAAAUUUCUGAGGUUACUGAUCAUUUAUUUCUUUCUGGAGCCGGUGUUUUAAAACUUGAAAAAUUACGUCAAAAGAAAAUUUCAUGUAUUGUCAAUGCAACUGUUGAAGAACCAUCUACUCAUAUUCCAGGGGUUGACUACUUGAGGAUCUCAAUAGAAGAUAGUCCCUAUGCAAAAAUUGAUCAAUAUUUUGAUAUUGUUGCAGACAAAAUCAAAGCAAUAAAGGAUAGGGGUGGUCGAACUUUAGUGCACUGUGUAGCUGGGGUAUCUCGGUCUGCUACGUUAUGCAUGAUAUAUCUCGUAAAGCAUGAACGGAUGACAUUACGUCAAGCGUAUCACUUUGUUAAGUCAGCUCGACCGGUUGUGAAACCUAACGUAGGCUUUUGGAGGCAAAUGAUUGAGUACGAACGUAAAUUGAAAGGUUCCAGUUCGGUGCAAAUGAUUGAAACAAAUCAAGAUGGUAUGGCACUUCCAGAUGUGUACUGUUCAGAGCUGAAACGUCGAUUAAUUCAAAAUCAUUCGUUACCAAAAAGUACUUGCCGAAAUAUCACAAUAACACAACUUCCUUUCAAAUAUUCACAGACAUCGACUUUUGGUCGUCCAAUAAGUUCGUCUUAUCGGCGAUCCACGUCACCCGCCAUUAUACCAUCACUUUUCUCGCUUCCAUCACGACAACAUUCGCCAUUCUCAAUGCUAACAUCAACGCUUGCUCGACGACGAAGCAAUGAUUUGUUUGAUUCUUAUCAUUCAAGCUUUUCCACAUUCUAG
Molecule: messenger RNA, 792 nt
Organism: Brugia malayi
Lineage: Eukaryota; Metazoa; Nematoda; Chromadorea; Rhabditida; Onchocercidae
Exons: 5
Coding region: 1-792 (263 amino acids)
Biological process (GO): protein dephosphorylation
Cellular component (GO): cytoplasm
Molecular function (GO): protein tyrosine/serine/threonine phosphatase activity
Source: RefSeq, a predicted model, not a curated record